Misgurnus anguillicaudatus (oriental weatherfish) is the source of this 1694-nucleotide messenger RNA. Lineage: Eukaryota; Metazoa; Chordata; Actinopteri; Cypriniformes; Cobitidae. The record is from RefSeq and is a predicted model, not a curated record.
GCAGGUCACAUGACACACAACGGCCAAUAGGAUUGGUCGAGUGUGGCACCAUCAGCAGGGCAGAGGAAGAGCUCUCAACUAUUCGUUAUUAUUCCACUUAAUGUCUUCAUUUUGUUGUUUUUAUGAAAUGCGGAUGUGUGAUUAUUGAAGUGUGAUUUGUCGAAAGCAGCUGCAGUGUUGUAUUUAGUUUGUUUUGUACUGGUUAAACAGGCUGGCCUGCAUGUUAACUGAAUUCUAAUGGUCACUAUUGCAUGUGAUCUGUAGGGCAGAGUAGCACAUGACACCCGGCAGCUGAGUGAAAACAAUUUUGAAGGAUGAAUUAUUUGUGGUGUUAAAGGUAAUCAGUAAGCGAUCAACUUAAACAAACAUGUCAUCCAGAUCAUCUCUUCUUAAAGUCAUUCUUCUGGGCGAUGGUGGCGUUGGCAAGAGCUCGCUCAUGAACCGCUACGUCACCAACAAGUUUGACGCCCAUCUCUUCCACACCAUCGGCGUGGAGUUUCUCAAUAAAGACCUGGAGGUCGACGGUCAUACGGUCACUCUACAGAUCUGGGAUACGGCCGGUCAGGAGAGAUUUCGCAGUCUGCGAACGCCCUUUUACCGCGGCUCCGACUGCUGCCUGCUCACCUUCAGCGUGGACGACAGCCAGAGCUUUCACAACCUGGCCAACUGGAAAAAGGAGUUUGUCUAUUACGCAGAUGUUAAGGAGCCUGAGAGUUUUCCCUUCGUGGUACUGGGCAAUAAGCUGGACGUGUCGGAGAGGCAGGUGUCGAGCGAGGAAGCCCAGGAAUGGUGCAGGGAAAACGGCGACUUCCCGUAUUUCGAGACCAGCGCUAAAGAUUCGACCAAUGUUGCGAUAGCAUUUGAAGAAGCUGUGAGGAGAGUUCUAGCCCUGGAAGACCGACAUGAACAUUUGAUUCCGACAGACACCGUCAAUCUGCACAGGAAGCCACGCAGCGGCACACCCUGCUGUUAAUGGACCACGCGUGUGUCAUAAUGAUCCAUUUACAUUAGCUAUUUAAUAGUCCUUUAGUGAACUGAAUGAGUCUGCAUUAUUUGUCCAUAUGCACUUGAAUAUCAACACUGGGUUGGGUCCAUUGGGUGACAUCUGAACUGUCCGAAUUCUGUGCGUUCAGUCAUUUAUAGAUUGUGAGAUUUGAGUUGAAGAGCAAAUGCAAUAAAUGCAGUGCAAAAAAAAUGUUUUCUUAAUCAGCACUUUAUCUUGUUUUCUAGUUAUCUAAACAUCCUUUAAACAAGAUCACUUUGCUCAAUACAUUUGUGUAUGAUGCUUGUUUUCAGAAAAUAUAUUGACUAAUAAAGUUUUCAUCCAUAACCUGUUACCAUAUAUAUAUAUUUUUUUAAAAGAAAUCCUGUGGGUUAUAUGCCUAAAACAAGGAAAAAAUACCAGUGCGGAUUUCAUCUCUUAAUAUUUUGCACAAGUCUGCUUAUAAUGUAAAUCGUUUCAAGGGUGUUUAGAUGUUUAUACUGGAAACAAGACAAAAUUGUGAUUAAGAAAACAUAUGUUUUAGUUUGUUGUUGUUGUGUCUGUUUUAUGUGAUUUUUUUUCAUCUAUAACUAUGAAUAACUAAUGCAGCUCCUGUAUUAUAGCAGGGCAGGUGUUUAUACACUGUGACUGAUGUCUAAUAUAUUAACAUAACAACAAGAUUGUGUAGAGAGUGCCAAAUAUAAAUACUUAA